Saccostrea cuccullata (small rock oyster) is the source of this 1179-nucleotide messenger RNA. RefSeq lists its product as uncharacterized. NCBI's taxonomy places the organism in Eukaryota, Metazoa, Mollusca, Bivalvia, Ostreida, Ostreidae. Gene Ontology annotation, molecular function: ubiquitin-protein transferase activity; metal ion binding. The transcript is spliced from 10 exons. The record is from RefSeq and is a predicted model, not a curated record. Gene Ontology annotation, biological process: protein ubiquitination. The annotation marks the transcript as partial.
UUUGCAGCAUGGAUUAUGCCUUGGAAAAUGCACAACAAUUUUGGCGACAACAAUCAUCAAUCAAUGCCAUAAAAAAUCGUGAACGAAGGUAUCAACAAGGGAGAGGGGCAUGUAAUAUAUUUAUACUAGACACGUCCUCUAAUGUGGGAGAAGAAGGCUUCAUUCAAAUGAAAGAGACAUUUUGCACUAUCAUGGAUGAAUAUGCGAAAUAUCCAAGCAUGGAUGAAAAUGUUGCUGUGGUGAUUUGCGGCAGAACGACAACAUUUAAGCAUUACUACUCCAAUAAAUACAAUAGAUUGAAGCACUGCAUAGAUGAUGCAGAAUAUGGCGGUCCCUGUCCUCUUGCGGCAGCUUUUAUUCUAUCAGAGGGGGCAAUUUUUAACGGCGCAGGUUAUUGCAAAAUAAUGGGACAUUUCCAUAUACAUCCACGUCUCAUUCUUAUUUCUGCUGGCAGACCUACGGAUUUUACUUCCAUGAUUUAUUCAGGCGACAGGUUUAUACGAGGACCCGAUGAGGUGCGAGAUUAUUUGUAUCAGGUGGCAAGAAAUAUUGGACGUGUUCAUCCAAUUUAUUGUAUACCCGUUGGUCAUAAUCCAGACAUGGCGAAUUUAGAAUUUAUGUCUGCUCAUUCCAGAGGGGGAAAGGUUGUUCUUCCACAUCAGGCAAAACAGUUUGCAAAACUCUCGAAAAAUAUGAGUGUUGCCGAAUUGGUUACUUUUUCAACAAGUUUAGAUAAAUUAGAUAAGAAAGCAAUUGCAGAUCUGAUGUCUCAAGUUAUACCUGAAAAGGAGUUCACUGAAAUGGAUAAGGACGAUAUUUUCGAUAUCUGCUCAUUGAAAUCAGUCUUUAUAUCAAUGGAUGAAAUCCAAGCAGAGAAUGACAAACAUGAGAUGGAUAUAAGAUCUCAAGAGCCAAAUCCCAAUAUGCCUCCAUUAGGAAGUAGGGUGGAAAGAGGUCCAGACUGGGUGUGGAAAAACAAAGAUCAUAUUGGACCUGGUACAGUUGUAGCGCAUUCAAAUGAUGCUGGAUGGUUGAUAGUGCACUGGGAUGCAGGCACCACAGAAGAAUACAGAUAUGGAACAAAUAAUGUUCUGAAGGAUAAAUUUGAUGUUGUUGUAUGCACAGAACCACGGAUUCUAAAUAAUGAGCUUAUUGCUGUCGGAUGUUUGGUAAAAAGAG